AGUCCACUAAAUUGUUAAAAGGGAAUAUUUCAUGUUCACGUGAAUUAAAAAUAUUCGAAAAAUAAACCCUCAUCGGUACAUUUUUGAAAUAUACUCGUAAAAACCAAAUAUACAUUUGAAAAAGAAACUUUAAUCAUGGACAUCAAUCGUAAUAAGAAUUUGAAGAGGUGCACAGAUAUCGUUUGGCUUGUUUUGUUAUUAACGUUUUUGGCUUUGCUUAUAUUAAUUGCAGUGAUAUCGAUCAACAACAGUGGCUACAAUGCCAUAAUAAAAGGUCAUGAUAGUUUUGGCAACAUAUGUGGUUCAAAGGAUAACGUAAACUAUGCAAAUUUUUCCCAAUCUGGAUUAGAUACAACCCAAUUACCAUAUUUAUAUUACAUGGAUAUUUUCAAUAUUCCACUUGUUUUUAAAAUUUGCCUUGAAAACUGUUUCAUUGAUACCCAUUAUUUCCAUGAGGUAGCUAUUGAUUUUUGGAGAGAAUUUGAAAAUUACCGCUGUGAUUAUCAAAUUACUGGCAUUAAAGCAUCAGAUGCAACCAUUAUACGGUAUUGCCCUAAUGAAAAUGUUUUCAAUAGGUAA
This is a messenger RNA of Eupeodes corollae, 579 nucleotides long. RefSeq names its product choline transporter-like 1. NCBI's taxonomy places the organism in Eukaryota, Metazoa, Arthropoda, Insecta, Diptera, Syrphidae. The transcript has 2 exons. The coding region runs from base 136 to 579 and encodes 147 amino acids. The record is from RefSeq and is a predicted model, not a curated record.